GCCUGCUGCUCUGUUGUUCACUACAAACUGAAGGGAACAUCCUCGGGACAAAUGAUCACACAUUUAUCCCCGCAUACUGGACCGAUAUCACGUUAACCGGUCGAAUAUAGACUGUAUUGUAUCCUCCCCCAAGUGCAUGCCGGGAAACCGGCCCCGCGUCGGCGCCGCAGUGGAGCAUGUUAGCAUCGCUAGCCUGCUAGCCCCCCGUCGUGUCUGCCGUUGAUGAAAUUCUGCUCAGACUUCAACUUCAGACAGCGAGUCUGUCUCUUAAUUAAUGCCAUCCGCCCGGGCAUGCGGUGUCGUCCGUGACUCCCAGAACUCCGGCGCGACCAUGAGCGGGGCGAGCUGCAAGGCCAACGGAGCCGUUUAUCCCGCCUCGUCGGCGGUGAUGAGCUCCCUGAAGAAGCCGAAGAUGGAGCAGAUCCAGGCCGACCAUGAGCUGUUCCUGCAGGCCUUCGAGAAACCAACUCAGAUAUACAGAUUCCUCCGUACAAGGAACUUGAUUGCACCCAUAUUUUUGCACAGAACACUUACGUUCAUGUCUCACCGAAAUAAUCGAACAAACGCCAGAAGGAAAACAUUCAAAGUGGAUGAAAUGUUGCAGAGAGUUGAGAAGAUGAAGGGAGAGCAGGAUUCUCCAAGCUUGUCUUCACAUCUACAGUUGACAUUCACAGGAUUCUUCCAUAAGGAUGAAAAGCCAUCACAGAAUUCAGAAAACGAACAAAAUUCUGUCUCCUUGGAGGUGCUACUUGUCAAAGUCUGCCAUAAAAAACGCAAGGAUGUCAGUUGCCCCAUAAAGCAAGUGCCUACAGGUAAAAAGCAGGUGCCUUUGAACCCUGACACUAACCAAACCAAGACGGGCUCCUACCCUUCCUUACUGGUGUCCAGCAAUGAGUUUGAGCCCAGCAACAGCCACAUGGUCAAGUCCUAUUCGCUCCUCUUCAGGGUGUCGCGCACAGGGAGACGGGAUGCCAACGGCCUCGUCAACGGGGAGACCAACGAGAACAUCGAUGUUCUGGACACCCCGAGCAGGAAGAAGAGGAGCUCGUCCCACAGGGAGGAGGGCGAGACCACCGAGACCUACGUCGCACAGAUGACUGUGUUUGACAAGAAUAGGAGGCUGCAGCUGCUGGACGGGGAGUACGAGGUGUCGAUGCAGGGGACCGAGGACAGUCCGGUGAGCAAGAAGAGAGCAACCUGGGAAACCAUCCUGGAUGGGAAGAGAGUGCCUCCGUUUGAGACCUUCUCUCAGGGACCCACCCUGCAGUUCACGCUGCGCUGGACGGGCGAGACCGGCGGGAAGUCGGCCGGGCCCGUGGCCAAACCCCUCGGUACCCGCAACUCUGACGCCCCGACGCCCAUGGAGACCCGGACCAGCCACCACCGCGCCGCCCUCAUGAAUGCCGUGAAGGAGUCGGUCAGCACAGACACCCAGACGAGGAAAGAGCAGCUCCAGGUUGAGCCGCGACAGAAGCUGCGUAUAUUCUAUCAGUUCCUGUACAACAACAACACGCGGCAGCAGACGGAGGCGAGGGACGACCUGCACUGCCCCUGGUGCACCCUGAACUGCAGCAAGCUGUACAGCCUCCUCAAGCACCUCAAGCUGUCCCACUCCCGCUUCAUCUUCAACUAUGUGCCUCACCCCAAAGGAGCCCGGAUAGACGUGUCCAUCAACGACUGCUACGAUGGCUCGUACGUGGGCAACCCUCAGGACAUCCACAGCCAGCCGGGCUUCGCCUUCAGCCGCAACGGGCCGGUCAAGAGGACGGCCGUCACCCACGUGCUGGUUUCCAGGCCCAAGAGGACCAAGCCGAGCCUGUCGGAGUUCCUGGAGUCGGAGGACGGGGAGCUGGAGCAGCAGCGGACGUACGUGAGCGGACACAACCGCCUGUACUUCCACAGCGACAGCUGCAUGCCGCUGCGGCCGCAGGAGAUGGACGUGGACAGUGAGGACGAGCGGGACCCGGAGUGGCUCCGGGAGAAAACCGCCACGCAACUGGACGAGUUCACGGAUGUUAACGAGGGAGAGAAGGAGGUGAUGAAGCUGUGGAACCUUCACGUGAUGCAACACGGUUUUUCCGCCGUCUGUCCCUCCAGCUUCAUCGCGGACAACCAGAUGAACCAGGCCAUCAUGGUGUUCGUGGAGCACCGCGGCGGCCACAUCAUCCGCCGUAACCUCUGCCGCAACUUCCUGCUGCACCUGGUGAGCAUGCACGACUUCAACCUGGUGGGCACGGCCACCAUCGACCGCGCCAUGGCGCGCCUGCGGCAGCUGCAGGACGACCUGCCGGAGCUCGACCCGCAGGACGACCAGGACCUGACGCUGCUCACGGCCACGGCCGCCUGCAACGGCGGCUCCGCCUCGUCCGGCGGCGGCAAGCUCGGCAAGAGGACAAAAAGCGUGCUGACGGACUGAUGUCGGCCCGAAAACCGAACCGACGUCCGCCUGCCGGACUGUUUUAGCAUGAGUUUCCUUUUUCUUUUUCUUUUUUUUUUUUCUUCCUUAAACACGAUGAACCUUACCGACCCUUUGGUGCUUAGAUAGACGGAGAACCGGUUCCCAAACCGACGCAGAGCUACGUAGAAGUCGAGCAGGUUUGUGAAACUUGAGGACUGAACCAAAUAUGAAGCGUGUGGAAGGAUCUCCCGCUCCGACCGGGCCGGGGGUUCCAGGACGGGACGGAGAGCGAACAAAACCGAGGAUCUCGGUCCGUCGUACGAAGACUACAGUUAAAACUGUACCGGUAAACGUCACUGUCCUUUUUAUUUGUGCACAAAAUAACCGUGUUUCAAACUUAUCUUUUUAGUUGGUCAUUUUAGCACUUGGUGGUUUAUUUUAUUUUUGUUUUCUAUUUAGAA
Messenger RNA from Cololabis saira (Pacific saury), 2859 nucleotides. It is a transcript of the gene suz12b, whose product is annotated as SUZ12 polycomb repressive complex 2 subunit b. Gene Ontology annotation, molecular function: chromatin DNA binding. The transcript is spliced from 17 exons. NCBI's taxonomy places the organism in Eukaryota, Metazoa, Chordata, Actinopteri, Beloniformes, Belonidae. The coding region runs from base 275 to 2416 and encodes 713 amino acids. The record is from RefSeq and is a predicted model, not a curated record. Gene Ontology annotation, cellular component: ESC/E(Z) complex; nucleus.